Molecule: messenger RNA, 3244 nt
Organism: Pongo pygmaeus (Bornean orangutan)
Lineage: Eukaryota; Metazoa; Chordata; Mammalia; Primates; Hominidae
Gene: OOSP2
Product: oocyte secreted protein 2
Exons: 4
Coding region: 80-649 (189 amino acids)
Source: RefSeq, a predicted model, not a curated record
UGGGAUGCCAUAUAAAAAUCACUUCAACCAGUCGCCACUCCUUGUUUCCUGAGUCGUCCUGUGCUGGAGGUCUGCCCAAAUGAAGGUCUUCAUGGCUUUAGAAGUCUUGAUGCUCCUCGCUGUCUUGAUUUGGACUGGUGCUGAGAACCUCCAUGUGAAAAUAAAUUGCUCUCUGGACUGGUUGAUGGUCUCAGUUAUCCCACUUGCAGAAAGCAGAAAUCUGUAUAUAUUUGCGGAUGAAUUACAUCUGGGAAUGGGCUGCCCUGCAAAUCGGAUACAUACAUAUGUAUAUGAGUUUAUAUAUCUUGUUCAUGAUUGUGGCAUCAGGACAAAGGUAGUUUCUGAGGAAACUCUCCUUUUUCAAACCGAGCUGUACUUUACCCCAAGGAAUAUAGAUCAUGACCCUGAGGAAAUCCAUUUGGAGUGUUCCGCCUCUAGGAAAUCAGUGUGGCUUACACCAGUUUCUACUGAGAAUGAAAUAAAAUUGGAUCCUAGUCCUUUUAUUGCUGACUUUCAGACAACAGCAGAAGAGCUAGGAUUAUUAUCUUCUAGUCAAACUUGCUCUGAGCUAAAGGAGAAAUGGAAACUUGAAGCUGGUAUUAUGUAUUUUGCAGGAAAACAGUUUCAUUUUUUCAUAGCAAAAAUAUAGUUGGUGUAUAUCUCUCCUUAAGUCUCUGGUUUCUAAAAACCCUACUUCAGUAAAGGUCCUGAUUAGUUGGUUAGUGAAUGUGUUAUUUCUAAAUAUUUGUAUUCAGUAGGGGUAUGGCUGAUUAAUUUAACGUUAACUAUUAGGUAAUUCAUAUUAUACAUUUAAGUUCUUUCUGUUCUGUGUAGAAGGUUCAGAAAUAUGUCUUCAAAGACAAUGACUUGAUCUAAUUGAUAAGAACCUCCAAUAAAUAUGUUCUAAUAUUUUUCAGGAAGGAUAAAGAAUAGAGAGAGACAUAUAAAUGUACAAGAGGCAAAACUUUGAGCAUAGUGUAAAAUUUAACAUAUUAACUCUCACGAAAGGCGAAAUCCUUUUAUGUGCAGGUACUUUAAUUCAUGUAGACUUUCUUAUUAAUCAGUAAAGUUGAAUCCUAACAAUAAUGCCAUGUGACAACCUAUUUAGAUUAUUCCAGAAUUAAAUUCAAUUUAUUUUCUAGAGCUCAAGUAACCAAUACCUUAACUGAAAUUUGAUGUUAGGUUUCCCUUGUUCCUCCGAAUGGUUCUUCCACACUCAAAAUAGUUGAAUGGUUGAGUUGGUUAAGCAAAGAGUUAUCCUGCCACCUAAGAGCAUUCAUUAAAUGAUUAUUUAUUAACACCUACUUUAUACUGUCUUCCUUUCUUUAAACAGGGAGUCUAAAUAUGUAAUAUAUCAAAAAGUACUUCUGAUUUGGUAGAUUUCUUAUAUCAAGGGUGAGAAUUGAACUGUGCCAUUGGCUAUUCAAUAGCUUAUUGAAUGUAUGUUUUGGAUGCUACAUCCUCCUGGAAGCAAAUUUUGCCAAGAUACUGUUUAUUAUUAUUUUUAAUCAAAGUGAUCCUAUUCCAUUUUCAAUUAAAUGCCAUCUAUAGCUGUUUACUUGUCAAAUAAAGAAUUUGACCCUGUCAUAGUGAACAUCUGUCUUUACCAGUUAAUAUGCAGCUAAGAGGUAAUACUUCAAUGGGACUUCCUAAGGGUCAGAAUAUGGUACAAGUACAUUGCAAUAAAUUAUUUAAUCUUCUUAAAGAGUGAAAUAUAUCACGAUUAUCCCAAUUUUACAGAUAAGCAAACAAACAGAGGUUAAAUCAUUUGCCUGAGUCACAUAACUUGUUGGUGUUGGUUCAAGAUUUAAAAUCGGGCAAUCUGCCUUUAGAUCUGUCUCUAUGCUCUCUCUUUGUAUAUUAGCCACUAUACUCUACUGCUUGGAAUCAUCUUAAGUUGCUGAACUUUAGUUCUCUAGAAAACAAUUGCUAUUCAAGCAGUUAUACAACUCUCAAUAAAACUUAAAGUUGAGCAAUAGUGUUUCUCUUGAAUAUAGAAGUAAAAUUAUUUUAUAUAAACCGAUUUGAGAGAAUAUUGGGCAGGUGAAUGGUUGCUGAAAACAAAGUAAAUUAUUGAGUGUGAGAUAAUACAUAUGUACAAGAUAGAGUGAUGUGGCUGGAUUUUAGAAGGGUGGCUCUAAAACCUCUUCAUUUUUUUCUUUUUUUAAAAAAUUAUGAUUUACACAUAAUAGUAUCUAUCAGUGAUGUUUCAAUACAUAUAUAAAUCACGUAAUGAGUACUUAGCAUAUCUGUCACCUUAAACAUUAUUUCUUUUAAUGAGAACAUUCAAAAACUUCUCUUCUAGCCAUUUUGAAAUAUGCAAUACAUUAUUCCUAACUUUCAUCAUCCUACUAUGCAGUAAAACACCAGAACUUAUUCCUCCUAACUUUAGCUUUGUUGACCAAUCCCUCGGCAUCCCUCCUCCUCCCCUCCCCUCCCCUCCCCGCCCCUCCUCAUCUUCUGGUAACCACUAUUCUACUUAUUCCACAUAUGAGUGAGAUCAUGUGGUACUUCACUUUAGUCAGAUAGCUACUAUAAAAAAUCAAAAGAUAAGUGUUGGCAAAGAUGUAGAAAAGAAGGAAUCCUUACAUACUGUUGGUGGGAACGUAAGUUAGUACAACCACUAUGGAAAACUUUAUGGAGGUUCCUCAAAAAAUUAAAAAUAGAACUAUCGUAUGCUCCAGCAAUCCCAUUAUUGGGUAUAUAUCUAAAGGAAAUGAAAUCAGUAUGUCAAAGAGACAUCUGUUCUCCCAUGUCCACUGCAGCACUCUUCGCAAUGGCCAAGAUAUGGAGUCAACCCAAGCAUCCAGCAACAAACAAAAUGUGGUGUACAUAUACAAGGAGUACUACCAUUUAGCCCUUAAAAAGGAUAAAAUCCUGCCAUUUCAUUUUUUAGGUGAUGCCAGUUAGGCUCAGAAAGAGGAAGUAAUUUGUCUUAAAUUCACAUAAACAUUUAAGAAUGAAGCCAGGCUGGGCGCGGUGGCUCAUGCCUGUAAUCCCAGCACUUUGGUAAACCGAGGCGGGUGGCUCACCCUGAGGUCAGGAGUUUAAGACCCGUCUGGCUAACACGGUGAAACCCCGACUCUACUAAAAAUACAAAAAUUAGCUGGGCAUGGUGGUGGGCACCUGUAAUCCCAGCUAUUUGGGAGGCAAAGGCAGGAGAAUCGCUUAAAUCCGGGAGGCGCAUGUUGUAGUGAGCCAAGAUCCCACCAUUGUACUCCAGUCUGGGUGACAAGCAAAACUC